CAUAAAUCCCAAUCCCCUCCAAGCGAAGCACGUAAUCGAGUUGUCGUAUAGAGCUAUCUCGACUUCGCGUCUGCCUGUUGCUCCCCAGUAUUAAGGUAGAUGAAGUAUCCCGUCGACACCGUCGAGCUGGCGGAACCUCAACUCUCCAGCACCAUUUCCCCUCCCAACCGAUGAAAAAUGGCGGGUAAUCCUAACGGGAGGACGUACCUCUCGCUCAUCCAAUCCUCCGAUAACUUUCCAUACGAUGUUACAUCAGGGGCAUACUACCAAUUAUUUCUGCCCCAUGACGAGCAGCCGCACGGAUAUCUGCUCCCGGAGACAGUCCGGAAGAUGCCGUGGACUUCUCAUUUCCGCGUCGACCACAGCGCGCCGAGGAGCGUCACCGUGCUGGACGCUUCGUUGGGGGAAGACACGCCCGGCGCCGUGAACACGGCCUUCUCGGAGCUGGUCGACAUCUGCAUCGAAAGGGACUUGUUCCACAUCAUAGACGGGAAGCACAGCGAGCCGGUGUACAUCGUAAGCGCAAAAUACCCGGUGCGGGUCGAGCGCUUCGCGUCCGCGCUGUUCGGCGUCACCCUCCGGGGGGCGUACAUCAUGGUGUACACCAGAGCGAGCGAUGGCGCCCUGAAGCUCUGGAUCCCCCGCCGCGCGGCCCACCUGUACACCAGCCCCGGGCUGCUCGACGCGGCGGUAGCGGGCGGGAUCAAGGCCGGGACCACCCCCCUCGAGACCGCGGUACAGGAGGCGUUCGAGGAAGCGUCGCUGCCUGAAGACUUAGUCCGAGAGCGCGUGCGCUCGGCGGGCGCGCUGACAUACAUUAGCACGACCACGGACCCCUUCCCGGGGGAGAAGGGCCUCGUCAUCCCCAACAUCAUCUACGUCUACGACCUCGAGCUGCCCGGAAACGUCGUGCCGAAGCCAAACGACGACGAGGUCCAAGAGUUUUACUUGAUGGCGGUGCCCGACGUGCAGAGGGCCCUCCUGGACGGAGAGUUCAAGCCCGACUCGGCGGUCAUGAUCAUCGACUUCCUCAUUAGACACGGCAUCCUGACCGCGGACAACGAGGAGGAUCUCGUCGAGAUCACUACGCGUUUACAUCGCAGACUGCCUUUCAGGACGCGAUGAAAGACAUCGCACCUCUUAUCUUUAGACGCGGUAGAUAUUAGAGGAAUAGGCUGCCGUUGUAGGAUAGGCGAGACCAUUUCCCCAUUUAGAGACGACACCUCCCACCAACAGUUUGUAUGAUAUAUCCUGGAUGGAGGCAAGGGGCGGGGGGGCUUAUGAAAGGCCACUCCAUUCGUCACGAAGCAUUAGAAGUCACGCCUAGGAUGUUAUUCAAUCAUGUCAAGCAAUUUCCAUCGUGCGGAGAUCCGGGUUCUCUGUAGGAAAGCAGCUACACUGCGCUAGAGUGAUUCGCCCGUAAUCCCUGC
This is a messenger RNA of Durotheca rogersii, 1430 nucleotides long. RefSeq names its product NUDIX hydrolase domain-like protein. The coding region runs from base 178 to 1125 and encodes 315 amino acids. NCBI's taxonomy places the organism in Eukaryota, Fungi, Ascomycota, Sordariomycetes, Xylariales, Xylariaceae. The record is from RefSeq and is a predicted model, not a curated record. The transcript has 2 exons.